Molecule: messenger RNA, 1407 nt
Organism: Dibothriocephalus latus
Lineage: Eukaryota; Metazoa; Platyhelminthes; Cestoda; Diphyllobothriidea; Diphyllobothriidae
Source: the annotation of a GenBank genome assembly
AUGUCGGACGCUGUACCAUUACUGACGGAUGAUUUGGAGCCCGUGUUUACCUCCAUCCAGUCGCCAAGCAAGAUCCGGGCUCGAAUAACUGGCAAUAAUAAUUCCUUCUCGAACAAUGAGGAUGCUGAUUUACACCGCGUUCAGAGAGAUGCGUCCAACCAGAACUUAAAUAACUGCUGCAAGCGGAAUGUCGUUCGGCAAAAGAGACCUCCAAAAUACGCAAUUGCCUUCAUUGCAUCAACCUGGGGUUUCCUGACAAAUGUAGAAAGAGCAAUCAUUUUGCCCACAAUGUGGCUUUAUUUCAAAACCUACUGGAGCGACGAGGUGGCAAAAAGCUUCUACGGUCCCACGCUUGCUGCUUUCAGCCUGUCCAUUUUAAUCACCACUCCUCUAUUUGGAUAUGCCGGCCAUGCCAAUGUAAACGUAAGGUACUUGCUUAUGUUCGCCAACCUCAUGGAGGUGAUAGGAAACGUGGCUUACCUACUGCCUUACAGUCCGUGGUUCGUUUUCUUUGGACGAUUAAUAGCUGGUGUUGGGGCGAGCUGCGAGUCUCCGAUGUACGCCGACUUGACCCGGGCAACAGACGAGAGUGAAAGAACACCUUACAUAAUUGUUCUGCUGUUAUCUCGUCAAGUUGGCCUUAUCAUCGGUCCUGCGUUCACUCUUAUUCUGCAUCAAAUGACAAUCGAAAUCGGUCCCGUCCAAAUCAGUGUUUACAACGGUCCGGGCUUAGUCAUGGCUGUGUUGUGGGUUGUGCAUACACUGCUUAUUUUCUUCUUUUACCCUCAUCUGGACAAAUUCGGCCAAGUAGUUGAAGACUCCCGGCCGGGUGAGGCCACAUCAUCUCCAACGGAGGCUACUCCGAAGCAUUCCCGUCAACCGUCGGAUAGUCGAAUCCAAGCUGCCUUCGCAGGAUACGGACAAUACCACAUCGUCACGUUGUGUAUGGAAGACCGAAGUCUUGUUCUUUUGGGUCUCUUCUUUUUGACGGUUGCCUAUGCGUUUUUGUCCUUUGUUCUGCACAACAUUCUGUCCAUGUCGAAAACCUUGGGAGCCACUCUCGUCGUGGUCGGUGUGGCUAUUCAUGUGAUUGGAAUGCCUUUCCCGUUGGCGAUAACGGAGUCACUCUACACAAAGUUCAUUCCCCCUCAGCAGUUGGACAAGGCGCAGACAAUUCUCCGCACAAUUAUAAAUGUGGCCUUCCUCCUCGGACCCUAUGUUGGCGGAAGUUUGGAAGGUAAACCAACAAUUGUGUUCUGUACCAUGAUGGUACUAGUCGCCCUGCCUUUCCUCAUGCUGCUCAUACGUUUUAACAAGUUUCGAGUGCCCAGAGAGCCAUCUUCACCCCGUGCUGAUGGAUCUCCCAAAGCGACAAAGUCGACGGAUCCACACCUAAGUGCUUUCUAA